CUUUUGUACAUACCUACAUAUUAAUUCAUAUUUCUAUUUCAUUGAUCAUAGGUAUCUUCCUGCGUUCACAACUAUUCAUUCCCAUUUGACAUAUCUCAUUCGCAAUUUCACAUUGACGUUUGGGGAUUCGUUCGAAGUGGACGAGUGUUUUGAUUAAGCUAUUUCAAAAUUACUGCUAAAAAAGAUUAGUGGACAAGAAUAUUAUAUUUCAGAAUUAUACACAUGCAAUUUAAUAACUUGUUAUAAAGUUGUAUUAUCCGAGAUUGUCAUUCAAUAUUUAAAAUACAACGUCAUGGAUACUAACACUAGUUUAGUGGUUUCCUCGCCAAAUAUAAAAUACACCGAUGAAUAUAUUUAUUCAGAUUAUAAAUAUCAGGAGUCCUUGGUAACAAGAACAGAAAGUCAGUUAGUGGUGAAGCCAUAUCAUUCUUCUUUGCAAAUCAGAACAUCUAGGAAGGUCGGAAAAGUAGGUGUUAUGCUUGUUGGAUGGGGAGGUAACAAUGGCUCCACUUUUACUGCUGCAGUUCUUGCAAACAGGCAUCAACUAUCAUGGAAUACGAAGAAUGGAAGACAAGAUCCAAAUUGGUUUGGUUCAAUCACACAAGCAUCUACUGUCAAACUUGGCAUCAAUGAGAAAGGUGAAGAUGUAUUUGUUGGCAUGUCACAACUAUUGCCGAUGGUGGACCCUGAUGACCUUGUGAUUGACGGAUGGGACAUCAGCCCGUUAAAUCUUGCUGAGUCCAUGGUACGGGCCAAGGUGAUCGACUAUGAUCUGCAGCAGAAACUGAAAAAGGAGAUGUCAGCUAUGAAGCCACGACCGGCUAUAUAUGAUCCCGACUUCAUAGCUGCUAAUCAAGCCGACCGCGCCACGAACCUGAUCACCGGCACCCGCUACCAGCAGUACCUGCAGCUCCGCGCAGACAUCAAGGACUUCCGCGAGAAGAACGGUCUGGAGAAGGUCAUAGUGCUGUGGACCGCCAACACUGAGAGAUUCUGCGAGGUGAUAGCCGGGGUGCACGACACGUCAGACAACAUCGAGAAGGCGUUACGCGCCAACCACUCUGAGAUCUCGCCAUCCACCAUCUUUGCGCUGGCUGCUAUCGAUGAAGGAUGCUGCUACAUUAACGGGUCUCCUCAAAACACUAUUGUGUCAGGAGUGAUCGAGCGCGCAGAACAACGUGGCGUGUUCGUCGCUGGUGACGACUUCAAAUCCGGACAGACUAAGCUGAAGUCUGUGCUCGUGGACUUCCUUGUGUCUGCCGGUUUGAAGCCAGUGUCUAUAGUGAGCUACAAUCACCUUGGCAACAACGACGGCAAGAAUCUCUCUGCGCCCAAGCAGUUCCGGUCUAAAGAGAUUACUAAGAGCAAUGUUGUGGACGAUAUGGUGGUCGCCAACCAUAUCUUGUACGAGCCCGGCGAGAAGCCGGACCACGUGGUUGUUAUCAAAUACGUGCCCUAUGUCGGUGACUCGAAGCGCGCCAUGGACGAGUACACGUCGGAGAUCCUGCUGCAUGGCACCAACACCAUCGCCGUCCACAACACCUGCGAGGACUCGCUGCUGGCCGUGCCGCUCAUUCUGGACCUGCUCGUGUUGGCCGAGCUCUUCUCGCGCAUCUCCUUCAGGAAGCUGCACACCGAGGAAUGGAGCAGCAUGCACGCCGUGCUGUCUCCCCUGGCCUACCUGCUGAAGGCGCCGCUGGUGCCGCCCCGCACGCCCGUGGUCAACGCGCUGUUCAAACAGCGGGCCGCCAUCGACAACAUCCUGCGAGCGUGUCUGUCGCUGGCGCCCGACAACCACAUGACGCUCGAGCACAAGGUACGUGGCAGUACUAGGCCGCCAUCGACAACAUCCUGCGAGCGUGUGUGACAACCACAUGACGCUCGAGCACAAGGUGCCUUUCUUGAUGAAGGAAUUACAGUCCGGCGCCAUGUUUGCUCAGUCCCCACCCUCCAAGAAACCAAAACUGGGCCACGAGAACGGUGAUCAGUAGACACUUAUCCUAAAUAUUAUCUCAUUUGUCUCCAUUGCAAUCUCCUUAAAGAUCUUUAACACAUCAGUAUACUAUAUUUUUUUCAAUUUAUGAUGAACUAUCCAAAGUCAAUGGCACUUUUAUGAGUCGGAUGUGUUGAAAUUCCUAUUACCUUAAAAAAGUCUUUUUCCCUUUCCUUCCAAAACUUGCAUUAGCCGAAAUCUAUAUACGUCGAAAUAAUCAGCGAGAUCUUUCUAAUUUCAGUUCUGUACUCCUCUCCUUCUUUUAAGUACACGUUGCAAUAACCCCUUGAGCUUCGAAUUAUUCUACGUUUAUAAGUAACAAGAAUCCUGUAGAGUUAGACCAUCAGAUAUAUAAUAUAUACCGACUUAUAAAACUCACUCACCUUUUUUCCCUUUCCAUACUAGACUGAAAUGCUUCUAUUGUAAUGCCAACGAGAUGAAACAAAGAAUGUAAACAAAGUUAAGGGCUUAAAAACAUUUUUAUCUGAAUAAAUUUUAUACAAAUUUUGAAUUACCUCUUCUAAUCGCUGCCGUCUGUGUUAGAAAAAGAUGAUUCGUCUAAAGAGUCCGAAUCCGCCGUAUUUAUACAAUAUAAGUCAGCAACGUUCCGUUUGUUUACAUUUUUUGUCUUCUCCCGUUGGCCUUAGUAUGGUGUGUUUAUACAUAUAUAUUUUUUUGAUUUUAGAUUUCGUUGUUUAUGUCGUAAUAGAUCUGAUAUUUAAUUUUAUUCAGUACAAAUAUUAUAUGAAUUAAAUAGUUCAGCAGUAUUAUCAUUUUAUGGUACUUAAAUUAUUUCAUUCCGUACUUUUAGAUGACCAAUUAAUUAACUUACGGAGCACAAAAUAUUAAUAUAGAAUUUGAAUUUAAUUUCUCUUUGACUAUAUUUUUUUUGGAUGAUGUGUGAAAGGAUUUUUUUGCUUCGGUUUGUCAUAGACGUACUUUACGUACGUACGUGUAUUUUGUUACGUAGAAGAUAUAUUUUUUCAAUGUAGGAAUAAGCAAAGUUGACAUUAGCUGUGAACAGCCAUUAUGUAUUAUUAUAUAAUAAUAUUUUGUUAUAUCUAGGAGUAAGACUCGUCUAGUGAAAUCUAUUUUUGUUUAAUUUUCGUUGAAUUAAAAUUUUAUUUAGAGCGACGUUUAUAUAUAUAUUCAUAUUGUAUAAUACACAUUACGGUUUGAAAUAAUUCAGUUAAUUUAUGAAAAUUACUAUUCAAGGUUAUUAGAUCGUAAUUGUUUUUAUUUACCAAUUAUAUUUGGACCCCAGAUUAUGAAAGUGAGAACAGUAAUUAGAAUGAAAGCCAUCAUUAUAUUGUUGUAGCUGUUAAAAAAAAAUUUAAUUUUAUAUAAUUAUAUACAGUUAAGAGAAGAUUACUACUAUAUUUUAUAUGAAUUGAUUUAAUAAGUAGUUUUUGCUCUUUUAUUUUAAAUAUUUCUUUGUGUAAAAGAUAAUUGUGUAAUAAUUAUUCAAAUGCAUCUGAACAAUUUAGUAAUUCGUUUUUAAAUUAAAAAGCAUUCGCAUAGAUUUGAUUAUAGAAAUGUAAAAUUGAGUCCAUAAUCGUCGAAAUCUCUGUAUCGAUCUUAAAAAAUGUACUUGAGUUGUGAAAUAUGUCUUUAGUUCCUUUUGAUAAGUUGGCUUGUUUAAAUUUCUGUCACUACUUUAAAAUAGAAGAUAAUUUUUAUUUUAUAGAAGUUUAAUUUAACCAUUUUAUGGACAGAACUUGAAAAAAAAAACAUAUUAAGAUGUAUUAAAGUUCAGAUUUGAAUGAUUCUGUUCCAUUUUAACGAAGCGGUUAAACUUGAAAACACCCACCAGUAUUAAAGAUUCAUUCAUUUUGUUUAUUUCUAUUAUCUAUUUAGAUAAUUUGAUUGGCAUUGCAUUAAUUAUGUUGUUGACACUGUGCUCCGCGGGAGACGAGUCUCAUCUCAGUAUUAACACAAAGUUGGUACAUCAGUAUUUUAGAUUUAGUUUCAUUUGCAUUUAUUUAUUUAUAACGUGUAAAACACAUUUGUUUGGGUUUGUAUUCGCACUCAAAGUUUAUUGUUUAUAUAAAUAUCUAGCGAGUAGAAUUCUACUACUUCUUCUAUUGGUUGCACUUUUAAUAAAUUUAUUUUAUCCUA
This is a messenger RNA of Leptidea sinapis, 4111 nucleotides long. RefSeq names its product inositol-3-phosphate synthase (gene Inos). Gene Ontology annotation, molecular function: inositol-3-phosphate synthase activity. Gene Ontology annotation, biological process: phospholipid biosynthetic process; inositol biosynthetic process. The transcript has 12 exons. Bases 293 to 1867 code for a protein of 524 amino acids. The record is from RefSeq and is a predicted model, not a curated record. Gene Ontology annotation, cellular component: cytoplasm. NCBI's taxonomy places the organism in Eukaryota, Metazoa, Arthropoda, Insecta, Lepidoptera, Pieridae.